AUGAUCCAGAUGAAUUUGUGCACGUUCGCCCUUUUUUGGCUCCCUCUCGUUGCUGCCCAGUAUGGAGGAGGAGGGGAUGCCAGUAGUACUACUACGACUACGGAUACGCCUACUGCGAGCUCAACAACCAGUGCAUCCUCUUCGAGUAGCACUGUCUCGGUUGAUGUCGGCGAAGAUGGCUUCACCUUUAAUCCAGCAACUAUUAAUGUUCCUAAAGGGGGCGUCGUCGAGUUCGGUUUCUAUCCAGGCGAUCACUCGGUUGCCCAGGCCGCAUUUGACAAUCCAUGCCACCCCCUGAGCGAUACGAGCUUCUUCAGUGGAUUUAUGGCAGAUGCUCAUGACGGAAAGCCUGUCUGGUCGUUGACAGUUAAUGAUACAAACCCGAUCUGGUUCUACUGCGGCCAAAUUGGACAUUGUCAAGCUGGCAUGGUCGGUGUGAUUAAUCCCUCUGGCUCCGAUACACUUGAUGAAUUCAAGUCGAAAGCCUCAAGUGCAAGUGGCCAGAGUGUGCCAGCCACUGCUCAAGGUGGUGUUCUCGGUACACCAAGUGCCAGUGCUGCACAGACAACCGCAACUGCCAGUGGCACGACUGCGAGCGGCACGACUGCCAGCGGCAUGACUACCAGCAGCAGCACAUCGACUGCCAGUGGUACUACCAGUAGCGGUAGCUCCAGUCCUAAAGCCACGAAUACGGCGGACAGUUUACACCUUUCAACUGAUCUUAGUGUCUUGUCCCUUCUUACCUUAAUGAUGGCUGGGUUUAUGAUCUAG
This is a messenger RNA of Penicillium cosmopolitanum, 771 nucleotides long. Its product is annotated as cupredoxin domain-containing protein. Bases 1 to 771 code for a protein of 256 amino acids. The record is from RefSeq and is a predicted model, not a curated record. NCBI's taxonomy places the organism in Eukaryota, Fungi, Ascomycota, Eurotiomycetes, Eurotiales, Aspergillaceae. The transcript has 3 exons.